This is a messenger RNA of Symbiodinium necroappetens, 357 nucleotides long. The record is from the annotation of a GenBank genome assembly. NCBI's taxonomy places the organism in Eukaryota, Dinophyceae, Suessiales, Symbiodiniaceae.
GAUGGCACGUGGUCGUCUUCGCGCUCUACGCUGACGGUGCCACGGAGGCCGUGUGCUAUCAGCACCCAGGAUGAGGUGACCAGCCCAUACUUGAACUCGGGGGGCUCCGAUGCUUCGACGGUCGCCGUGCCCGCAGAUCCGAGGUUCCAGUCCCUUCUGACAGCCAAGAGCUGCCAGGCGACUCAGACAGAGCUGCACGAGGCUCCGCCGUUGCUGGAAGAGCUCUCCACAGGUGUCAGCGUGGGCGACAGCUGGACUUGGACGAGCAGGCUCAAGGCCAAAGAGGCACUGUCUCCCGAGCCGUGCUUUCAGAGGGAUGCUGUGUUCGAAGACUGCUUAGAGGAUGACGUGAGGAUG